Molecule: messenger RNA, 3196 nt
Organism: Oncorhynchus kisutch (coho salmon)
Lineage: Eukaryota; Metazoa; Chordata; Actinopteri; Salmoniformes; Salmonidae
Product: heparan sulfate glucosamine 3-O-sulfotransferase 1-like
Exons: 3
Coding region: 583-1488 (301 amino acids)
Molecular function (GO): [heparan sulfate]-glucosamine 3-sulfotransferase activity
Source: RefSeq, a predicted model, not a curated record
GCUACGCAAGGCAGCGCUCCGCACAAAUCUCACCACGUUCCGAUGGAGUGGGGUUUGCAUGUCUGUUUCGAGGGAUUGAGUCAAAACAAGCUCUGAAAAAAACGGGGCUCAGUUUCCCUAAUGUCCUCCUUCAAAUUAAUUAGUGAUGAGAGUGGCUGAUGCUCUGAGUGUAUUUCAGUGUGAGGGAUAAAGGACGACAGUUUUAGGCUCUUGUAGUCAGCUGCUGGUGUAAAAGUGCAAUCCGUUGGUUCAUCUGUGACUGAACUCGAGCCAGACCGAUGACUCUCGGAGAUUCCAUCACUAUCGCCGACCUCAUGCAAGGAAUUGGGACGCAGGUUGAAUGAUCUGUGAUUGCAUUCUGAAAUAGAAUUCCUUCUUGCUUUUGGAUAAAUCAUGUGCUCUGGACUGGCUGUGAUUUCUCCUCCUCAUGCUCGAUGGCAGACGAAGACAGCCGCUCUGUUCAUGUGAGCUUUGAUCACAAAGAGAUGGCUCUGAUCCGCAGCUAAACCUGAUCCACUGCUCUCCUGUCUCUCUGACCAUCCCCUCUCCUCUAUUUUUCUCUUCACGUCAACCUCCCUCACCAUGGCCUGCUUGUUGGUGUCAGUGUUCCUCCUGGUUCUCCAGACUUAUGCUGCCCCAUCGGAGUUUGUUCAGAGUCUGGAUCUGGGCCCUGGACUCACUGCCAAUGUCACUCUGUCUCCACCCCCGGGGACUAGCAAACAUGCCCCCCACAGCAUCAUCAUUGGGGUGCGCAAGGGGGGGACACGCGCCCUGCUGGAGAUGCUAGAUAUCCACCCUGAGGUCGCUGCCGCUGCCACAGAGGUGCACUUCUUCGACUGGGACGAGAACUACGCCAAGGGCUUUGACUGGUACCGUGAGCUGAUGCCCUAUUCCUACCCGCACCAGAUCACAGUGGAGAAGACGCCAGGCUAUUUCACCUCUUCCCUGGCGCCAGAGCGCAUCCGUGCCAUGAACUCCUCCAUCAAGCUGCUGCUGAUCCUGCGGGACCCAACUGAACGCGUCGUCUCAGACUACACCCAGGUCUACUUCAACCGCCUGGAGAACCACAAGCCAGUGCAGGCCAUUGAGAAUCUGCUGGUGCGCAGCGGCGCUCUCAACACCCGCUACAAGGCCAUCCAGCGUAGCUUCUACGACGUGCAUAUGCGGAACUGGUUGCGCCACUUCCCUCUGGAGCAGAUCCACAUCGUUGAUGGGGACACUUUGAUCCGGGACCCCCUUCCCGAGCUGCAGAAAGUAGAGCGUUUCCUCAACCUGCCCCCCAGGAUAAUGUCGUCCAACUUCUACUUCAACCAGACCAAGGGGUUCUUCUGCAUCCGGAGUGAGGGGCGAGAACGCUGCCUGCACGAGUCCAAAGGGCGUCCCCACCCGGCCGUCAACAGUACCGUGCUGCAACAGCUACGCUCCUACCUCCGGGAGCACAAUCGUAACUUCUACCGCCUGGUGAAGCGCUCCUUUGACUGGCAGUAAGGCAGGGCACCCCUCUUCCUAUGUGGACUAGUUCCUCCUGGCCCACAGAAGACUUAGGAACCAUUGCCCUGUUUAAGGUCUGACUGACCAGUAAUUAAAGGGGCAAAAGCACUUUACGAACUCUGACACCCAAACACUCCUGUCAAUCGCCUUUUACUCUGCUCUGGUGUCAGCAGCGCAGUUCCACAUUUACAAAAUAAAGCAAGAACUUAAAAUAUAAGCUAACGUGGAAAAAUCGCCAAUCUUGAUAAGUCAUUCUCUGUACUGUACCGAACAAAAGUGACGCAGAUUGUGGCAAAACAAUUUUGUGAACCUGAUGGAUUUUUUUCUGCUUUGUUUGAUAUUCUUGUACUUGAUAAUAAAUUGUUCUGCUUUAAAAAUGUACAUGUGGAACGGGAUCUGUUUCUCCUUUUUGGUUCUUUGUGCUGCCCUCCAGAUCCUAACCGGAGUUGUUUAGGGAGCAUGCUAAGGUAGACUGAGGCAUUAGGAUAAGCCUUUGUUUCACUGGAGUGGAAGUAGGACAUUAAUGCAAGGGAAAUGGUUGCCCUAGAGCGCCACUUUAGCAUUACAGAAAUCACUAAUGGUUUGGACAUUGAAGGUAGUGCCUGCAGCAAAAGGGGCCGAAUCACGAGUCAGCAAGCUGAAGUCUGAGCUCUUCCUGUAUUUUAGCACUGUUAAGUGUUCAACAGUUUGAUCAGGCUGUAGAGGCAGCCAGUAAAUCAUAUGUGUAUUGUGGCCGUUCUCACUGGAGUUCAACAUAAGCAUAAACAGAAGAGUAGCCAUUACUAUUUUCAUCAGGAUUAUUAUCCUUGUUGAUUAGGUUUUAAAGCGCAGGCGAAGCCAGGGAGACCACUGAUGAUUAUGUGAUCUCCCUUCUGUCUGCUGGCUCUGACAGAGGCUAAAUAAGUUCUCCCACCCCAGGGGUGACAGACAUCGAUGCUGGUGGCUUUUCCCUGGCCAGCAGGAAUAAAGGGGUGUGUUGGUCAGUCCACACUAAAAAUAGGAGCCAAUGUUUUUACACUCAAUCUUACCAUCUCACAUUUACUGAUACUUUAUUGUGUUUAUUGAUAUGUCCAUUAGUGUAUUCAACUAUAGUCUUGUUCUAAGGUACCAUCCAGCACAUGCUCUCAGAAUAAUCAGUAUUCUAUUUUGACUUAAAGAAGCUGGUAGUGUUUCAAAAGUAAUUUGUCAUUGCUGUACUGGAAUAAGGGAUGUUAUUACCCUAUGUCUUCACUAGGGGGCAUAUAGGUCCUUCAGGAAUAAUAUGAGGUGAUGUGUCUGGACAUGCUCUUUCAAGGGUUCCCCUUGUCAGUGGUGCAGGUGAAGAGGCUGUGACAGGGACCCGGUGACCCUUGCCAAGGCCUCACUGGGGCCUGCCCCAUCGCGUGUGUUUCAUGUGCCUGUUCACCUGGAAGAGAACACCCUGCCCUGCCUCCACAAGGAGGCCCUGUCCAGGUCACCGAGCCAUCUCAGCCAUGUGUGUACAUGCUUCCAGCCCUCCCAGCACCCACCCACCAACCCCUUGUCUGACUGUAGACACGCGCCUGGUGUGUCACACUUUGUGUACGUUUUGAGUAAAUCCUAGCUCUACAAAUGUUUUGUAUAAAAUUGCUAGAUUUAUGUUCUUUUCAUUACUCAUUUGCAUGCUUGUAAGAGGGAAAGGCAUUUCACAGGGUUUCUAAUACAAACUCACUGCCAGAUCAAUGAA